UUCAUGUUUAUUUGUGUGCGAAGGUCUUGUCUUGGCUCAUCUCGUCGAUUGAAGCACAUUUCUUCAUUACAGCAAAUAGCAACUCGUUUCUCCACUAUGGCAGAGGCCAAACCUAAGGAUUGGUGGAAGAAGGCAAAUUCAAUUUUUGAAUUUGAUGCAAAGGAUAUUGAUGGGAACGAUGUCUCGUUAGAAAAAUACAGAGGCCAUCUAGUUCUUAUUGUCAAUGUUGCCUCUCAGUGAGGUUUCACCGACAAGAACUACACUCAGCUACAACAAUUGCACGCUAAGUAUGCUGAGUCCAAAGGUCUACGUAUUCUGGGUUUUCCUUGCAACCAGUUUGGUAAACAGGAACCAGGGACUAAUGAGGAAAUCAAGAAAUUUGCCACUGGUAAAUAUGGAGUACAGUUUGAUAUGUUUUCUAAGAUCAAUGUCAAUGGCAGUGAAGCCCAUCCACUGUAUAGUUAUCUGAAAAUCAAACAAAAGGGAACAUUGGGCAAUUUCAUCAAGUGGAACUUUACUAAGUUUUUAGUUGACAAGAAUGGUCAGCCUGUCAAACGUUAUUCUCCCAAUACAGAACCAUUCACUGUUGAAAAGGACUUUGACAAGUUUUGGUAGAAUUACAGAUGAAUGUCUAACAAGAAAAUACAGCGUGUGAGGAUGACAACAUGGAACUGUAAAGUAUCAUUACAGACACUCAUUUAUUCUUGCUAUAUGACGGUUAAUCUUAAAACCCAUCCAUGGGUGGGAUUAACCUGAUACAUUGCGUGCCUGCAUCGAGUAAAUGAAACGUGAAUGUCAUGUCAUAUUUUAAAAGUUCACUGUUGGUUUUUCACAUGGUUGUCAAGUUGGUACCAAUAUUGAUACCUGACAUGUAAUUAUAUAUUCAUGUUUAAUGGGGAAUAAAAAAAGUAUUUGAUAUAUAAUCAGUAUAAGAUGGUUUGACAGUUCAAGUAUAAGAUUUUGUUUUUCGCUAAUUGGGAGGUAAUUUUUUUUUAGUCAUUCCUGAUAAUGUAUUCAUAACCACGAUAGUGAUGCUGUAGCAUUCAUUGCCACACACUAUAGUGAAAUCUAACCCUGUACAAAUACAUAAUUGUUGAAAUAUUUUAUCUGUACGCUGCAAGAUGGAAAGGGAUUGUGAAAGAAGUUUAAUGUAGUUUUUAGUGUGGUGAUCUAAGUUUAGAUAGUACCAGCAUGCCAACUUGCCAAUGACAUAACUACAAUAAAUUUCGAAUACAAAUUUCAAACUAACUACAUGUGAACGCAAAUACCACUAAGAUCUUGUUGAGUUUUAUUUAUUUGAUUCUCGUCAGCUUCAUUCUCGAUAUAUGUAACCAUGGUGUUUGGUGCAGCAGCAUUUGCAGCUACUCGUGAUUACUUGUACAGUAAUGUCAAGUGAUCAUGUGACUUAAAACAGUACCACACUGAGAUGUUAGUGUCAAUCAAGGCGGCACUGAUAAUUCAACAUGUCUCAACUCUGUAAUGCAGCUAGUAAUGUUAGUGAGGUACAUGUAUGGAUGAAUGAUGACUUUGUGCAAUUUUUUUAAAAAUGUAUUUAGUGGUUGCUCAUGAAUCAUCUCGUCAGACAACAUUACUGGUAGAAUACAGAUUUCAAAAAGAGGUGUUCUUCUGAAAAUAUGUUGCAUCAUGAAAAUACAGAUAGUAGAACCAAAGACAUACAGUGCGUUUCAGUGUGUGGCUGUGCCAGCUACAAUUAAAAGUUUGAUUAUGCAAUGAGACAAACUUCUGUUUGUCAAAUCAUUUGUUUUUAAAAUGUACAUCUAACAUUGAACUUUUCAUGAGCUCAGGUUUGAAAGCAAUUUUAUUAUCAUUACAUGAAUGUAAAAAAAAAAGCAGUAAGAAUCCCAUGUUUUUAGAAAUUAAUUGGUUUAUUCUGAGUGCAAUUAAUAUAGUAUUGAAUGGCAGGUGACGGGUCCGAUUAGGAGGAAAUCACUAUGGAAACCAGGAUCUGUACUUAUUUUAUAAUUAUUCUUGAGAGAUGUGUAACAUUUCCUUUCUUACUGAAUUUAAAAUGAAUUGUGUAA
Messenger RNA from Saccoglossus kowalevskii, 2042 nucleotides. Its product is annotated as glutathione peroxidase-like. NCBI's taxonomy places the organism in Eukaryota, Metazoa, Hemichordata, Enteropneusta, Harrimaniidae. Gene Ontology annotation, molecular function: peroxidase activity. The record is from RefSeq and is a predicted model, not a curated record. Gene Ontology annotation, biological process: response to oxidative stress.